AGAGAAACAAGAAAGCCGGUGCCCCGGUGCAGUGGCAGGGGGCACAGACUAGCCAUACAGGGCGGAGUCCAGUGUUGGUUGCAUUUAUUUAGUGGGAAUUCUUCUUGGCAGUGAAGGAUUAUGUUGACAUAUCUCACUUCCAAGUUAUAUUAAAUCGUAUGGUCGUAUUAUAAUUUACUUUAUUUAUUUUUGUUAAGUUUCUUAAAACUUUCAGACGCUGUUUCUACAAAUGUCAAUUUGUACUUUUAUUGGCGUAAAAGCAUGGACCAUUUUCAGUUUUUUAACUUCAUGUUUCGUUUUGGUUGGAAUUUGAACACCCAAACUUAAAAUUUCUGGAUCCGUCCCUGCUGAGAGGAAUGGUUUCGCGGCAUCGUGGUUCCAGCUGGGCUCUGACAAACCGGGUUCGUGGUUGGCUAGCUGGAAUCACCUAAUGCAAUGUCUAUAUUGUUAUAUGUCUAGUAUUCUUGUCUUUUUUGCGCUUUCUUCAGUUGUUUGUACUUUGUAGACGUCUGCCAAUGAAAGCUGUAUCGCUGCUCUAGGAUCAAGGUUAUGUAUUGUGGAUCAUGGAUUGGUAGCUUACUGUCUUCAGCCUAUUGAACAUUGACCACUAUAGCUGGAUAUGGGUGUGCCAAGACUUCCAAGUGUCACUCUGAUAAUGACACAUACCCACUUACAAUUUCUUAUUCUGAUCAUCUGAUGGGAACUCAUCUAUAAAACUACUAGCAUGCAUGUAGCUUAUGCCCUUAAUCUGAACCAUUUCUGAGAACAUGCCAUUUGGACACCUCAAGUUCUACAAGACAACAGCUGUAACUGCUCGCUGUCUUGCUUGUCAACAGGUUUUAUAUUCUCUGGAACAGCCAAACACCACCCUUACCGAAACCAUCAUGAAGCUCAUCCAUCCUGCAGGUCUUGUCCUACUCUCUUGCAUUUUUCUCCUGUGCGCCGUCGUGCCAGUGAGAGCCGACUUACGGCGUGAAGCUGAAGCACUCGUGAAUUGGAAAGCUAGCUUGGCCAGUGCCCAUGAGUCCCUUGGAUCAUGGUCGUUGGCCAACUCCAUAAACCUUUGCAGAUGGUCGGGCAUCAGGUGCGAUUCAGCCGGGCACAUCGCUGAGCUCUACCUCUGGAACGCAAGUCUGAACGGCACACUUGACGAGCUCGACUUCUCGGCCUUUCCUCACCUGAAGGAACUCAGCUUUGGCCACAAUGGUCUACACGGUACCAUUCCAGCAGGGAUUGGCAACCUGACGAGCUUGGUGGUGUUGCAGAUCACGGACAGCCCGUAUUUGAGGGGCGCCAUUCCACGCAGCAUUGGCCAGCUGAAACACCUUGCUUUACUGAAUUUAGUAUUCUUGGGGCUCGAUGGCACACUACCUGAAGAGGUGGGUAACUUGACAAGCUUGGAGGAGCUCAGUCUCAACUCGGUUACUUUGACUGGAUCAAUCCCACUAACAAUUGGGAUGCUCGUGAAGCUUGGCGUUCUGGAUCUCUCAGGCAACAAUCUGACUGGCAGCAUCCCACUGGAGAUCGGAAACAUGACAUCAUUGCUGCAUAUGGAGUUUUCGUUGAACUACUUGGAGGGGCAGCUACCCAGUACCAUCUCACAUCUGACAGAACUCCACUCUUUGGUUUUGUCAGCAAAUCAGCUUGGAGGCCAUAUCUUCCCUGAGCUCGGGAAUAGCAGCCUCCUCGAUACAAUCAAUGUUGAAAAGAACAACUUCUCCGGGUUGUUCCCGUCAUCGGUUUGCGUAGGAGGAGCACUAAGAACUGUCAGUGCUAGUUAUAAUGGAUUUACCGGCAUUCACCAGCAGACCUUUCAGAACUGCACAACCCUGCAAGAAGUUUACUUCACAGCAAACAACAUUGUUGCAGAGCUAAGGGAUUGCUUUGGCGAGCAUCCAGAGCUUGAGAUUAUGGCUUUCCGUCAAAACCAGCUGUAUGGCUCACUUCUGACUGACCAGGGUGAGGUAUUCCUUUGUAACAUUACUUAUUUAGCACUCUUAGACCUAGCAAACAACGACUUAAAUGGAGGUCUCCACGAGUGUAUUGGGGAGUUGCCACGGUUGAUAUUCAUGGAUCUGUCAAGGAACUCUUUCAGUGGUGUUGUUCCGUUCUCAUGCCACAACAACAGUCUUCACCAUCUACACUUAGCCAAUAACCAUUUCAGAGGGACUUUUCCUUUGGGUCUUAAGAAAUGCAAAAGCCUUAUCACUCUAGAUCUUGGAGGCAACCAUUUCUCUGGUACGAUACCUUCCUGGGUAAGCAUGAGCUUGCCUAGACUAAAAUUUAUUCUGCUGUCAUCAAACAUUUUCGACGGUAUCAUACCCCACCAGAUAUUUCAAUUUCGCCAACUCAUGUUAUUGGACUUGUCAAAGAAUAGGCUCACCGGAUCCAUUCCAGACGAUUUUACCAAUUUCACUGGCAUGAUACAAGAACAGAAAACUCACACCGCUAUCUUCCUGCCUAAUGGAGAAGAGAUUGAAAUAGUUUUUAAUUAUGCUGAUCAUGUUGAGGUUGAAAUAGUUUGGAAAUAUGCUGGUCGUGUUUACAAUCUGUGGAAGGGAGCCAUGGUGGGUAUAGACUUGUCUGACAACUAUCUUUCACAAGAGAUCCCUAAUGGACUUACAGCCCUUCUUGGACUCAGGUACCUGAACUUAUCAAGAAAUCAUCUGUUAGGCUCUAUUCCCAAAGACAUCGGUAAUCUGGUACUGCUGGAAUCACUGGACCUUUCGCAGAACCAGCUUUCCGGGGGAAUUCCUCCAAGCUUCGCAGCUUUGAAGAGCAUCACUGUUCUGAACCUCUCGUAUAAUGGUUUAUCAGGGAGGAUUCCUACCAGCAGUCAGCUGCAGGGGCUGUGCUCCGGUGUACCCCCCCCGGCGAACGACGUUCAGGUGGUAAACAUGCGUUUGGUUCGUGACCAGAAAAUAUGGAUGAUUCCAUCUCAAAAGCCGAAUAUUUCUGAGAAAGGCUGGACCAUAUGAUCCAUGAAUUUCAUGACUAAUCUCACUAGCCGCCUGAGAAUCCAUGGCCGUCGACGCGACUCCGACACCUGCCACCGUCGUAUGUGUGGCUCCCCAGCUCAGCGGCGGCCACCAUGUCAUGGCGAGCGGUGGGCUUGCUUUUCCGCGUGGCUCCCCAGCUCGACAUCGGCGGCCUCCAGGGCGCGGUAAGCGGCGAGCUUGAUUUUCAACGUGGCUCCCUAGCUCGGCGGCGGCGG
Molecule: messenger RNA, 3214 nt
Organism: Lolium perenne
Lineage: Eukaryota; Viridiplantae; Streptophyta; Magnoliopsida; Poales; Poaceae
Molecular function (GO): protein binding
Source: RefSeq, a predicted model, not a curated record